Molecule: messenger RNA, 2011 nt
Organism: Tuber aestivum (summer truffle)
Lineage: Eukaryota; Fungi; Ascomycota; Pezizomycetes; Pezizales; Tuberaceae
Source: the annotation of a GenBank genome assembly
ACCCUCACAGGAAAAGAAAUAAAUUCCAGCACCGCCUCAUGAAAUUUGUAUGCGGAGGGAUACCAUGUGCCUGGGAAUAGCUGCACACCCGCACUUCAGCCUCAACCCGAGGGAAAGAUCAACACUACCAACACCUUUACCGUCAUGAAUGGGACGUCGAUGCCAACCAACGGCUCAACUUCAGCCGCCAUGGGGAGUGGUGGCGGCGGCGGCGUUAUGCCCAUGCUGGGUGGGCAACAUAAUCCGCUUCAGCAUUACCAGCAACAGCUCCAAGCUUCUCAAGCCGCCUUGGGCCAACUUCCUACUUAUCCACAAGGUAAAGUCUGAUGGAGAAAUGCACCUCUCCCUCCUUCAUCCCCGCUACCUGCAUUUCAACACUUGCUCCACCCUGUUGUGAUCGGAGCCUCCCCUGAGCGUGGCGUGGGGUCGCUUCGAAAAUUCAUCGCGUGGAGUUCAAGCUAACGACCAUCCGUCAUGAAGGCACUCCGGCCCAAAACCUGUCGCCCCAUCCUCACCCAUCGUUAUCGCCUACGUCGGCAUCAGCCUCCUCCGCGUCCUCCAUGGCACUUCAGCAACAGCAGCUCUUGCUAAACCGUCAAAUGGAGACUCAAAGUCAACUACAACUCGAUAAAUCUCGGGUCACAUUAAUCCUCCAGAUAAACACUGAGCUUCUCCGAGAAACAAUAAACCUCCAGGCGAAUGGAAAGGGAGCCGGAGGCGAGGAGAACAAGACACCCGACAAGGGAUAUAUUGAGUACGCGACCAAAAACAGCGCCGGGCCCUCGUCUUUUGCUAUGUGCAUUCACUGAUACCCAAAGCUCGGUUUAGAUGUAUGCGACGGCUUCAAUGUAAUCUGGCCUACCUAGCUGCAAUUGCCGACCGCUCGCAUAAGCCUGCUUCCCAAAUCCCACCCUCGCCCACAAUUCUACUCGCGCCGCCCGGAAUGCCGGCUCUCGAGCAGAUGUACAAAGACCUGCAAGGCCUCUAUCCCAAUGUCAAACCCGGGAACCCAUCGCAGUCCGGACAAGCGUUGAGUCAAGGCGGAGGAAGCCAAUCAGGGAGAGGGAGUCAGAAUGUGUCGCCAAAGGUCAACGCUGCCGAUAAGCCUACAACUCAACAUCAACAGCAGCAACCCCAACAGCAGUCCCAGCAACACCAACAGCACCAUCACCACCAACCAGCUCAGCAACAAGUUCAGCAACAAGUUCAGAUGCAGUCUCAGCAGAGCCCCCGACACGUAACAUCACCUACCCCGCCAGCACAAGUCCCACACCAAGGUUUACCACAUCAGCAACAACCAAUGCAAAUGCAAAUGCAAAUGCAGGGGAUACCUGGCCAGCAACAUGUACAAUUCUCUCCCCCACACCAUCCACAACCGUCACCACAUAGUGCUCCUCAGAUGGCACAGCAACAUGUCCAGAGCGUCGGACCAGGCGGCCAGAUGCCGGCGAACUAUGCCCUUCUCCAACAGCAACAACGGCACGCGAUGAUGCAAGCGCAGGCGCAAGUGCAGGGUCGACAAAUGCAAGUUCAGGUGGGAGGGGUUCCGUCUACGAUGAGCAUGAAUUCCGGCGUCGGCGGAGGUAUGAGUAAUGGCAUUCCAGUGACCUCAAUAGCUCAACAAUCGGGGAUGCCACAGCAGGCCAUGAUGGGGAAUAUGGGUAUGGGUAUGGGUAUGCCCCCAGGCAUGGUUCCGGGAAUGGGAGUACCAAUGAGUAUGGGGGCGCCAAUGGGCGGUGGGCCGAUGGCAGGACAAAUGGGCGGUCCCAUGGGCGGUCAGAUGGGACAAAUGGCACAAAUGGGUGGCCAAAUGGGAGGACAGAUGGGAGGACAGAUGGGGGGGCAGAUGGGAGGCCAGAUGGGAGGACAGAUGGGGGGUCAGAUGGGGGGUCAGAUGGGGGUCAGAUGGGGACAGAUGGGGGCCAGAUGGGGGUCAGAUGGGGAGUCAAAUGGGGAUCAAUAUGGCCCAGAUGGGUCAGAUGGGUCCUGGGAUAGGCCAGCAAGGUUUUGA